AUGUCGAACAAGGAUGCCACGACUACCGUGCAAUCACUAGAUGGGACGACGCCAUCUCUUCGAUCGGAGGAGCUGGUCGUGGGCGACUAUGGAAGUGACGGCAAUCAUGUCUUUUCUGAUCCGAACGUCGCAGACUACUGGCGAGGUGUCUACGAGAAAGCCCAGUACGAAGGUCGGCAUCGCUUCGACCCCACCCUCACAUGGAGCGCAGAAGAGGAGCGGAAAUUGAAACGCAGGGUGGACUGGCGGAUCAUGACGUGGUGUUGGCUCAUGUUCCUGGCCUUGGACCUGAAUCGGAGAAAUAUCAACAGAGCCAUCAGCGACAAUAUGCUCGCGGAGCUCGGCAUGAAUACCGACGACUACAACACGGGACAGACCAUCUUCCUGCUAUCUUUUCUAGCUGCCGAACUUCCCUCGGGUCUCAUUUCGAAGAAACUUGGACCGGAUCUGUGGAUUCCAUUUAUCAUCACCGGCUGGUCCAUCACGUCGGCAGCCCAGGCAGGCUUGACCAGUCGGGCAGGCUUCUACGCUUGUCGGUGCGUCCUUGGUCUUCUCAUGGGUGGAUUUAUUCCUGACACAGUGCUCUACAUCACAUACUGGUACAAGAGCAAGGAGCUGCCGAUUCGUCUGAGCUGGUUCUGGACCGUGCUGUCCACCUGCAACAUUCUGGGGUCACUUCUGGCAGCAGGGAUUCUUCAAAUGCGAGGUCUUCAUGGUUGGAGUGGAUGGCAAUGGUUAUUUCUGAUCGAGGGCGCCCUCACCGCCGUCGUCGGCGUUGCAUCGUGGGGCCUCAUGCCAGCAUCGAUCAGUCAAACCAAGGGCUGGCUGAGAGGCAAGAAUGGCUGGUUUACAGAACGCGAAGAAGCCAUCCUUGUCAAUCGUCUCCUGCGUGAUGACCCUUCCAAGGGCGACAUGAACAACCGACAGGCCGUCACGCCCCAGCGAUUAUGGAAAGCCAUUUGCGACUACGAUCUCUGGCCCCUCUACCUCGUAGGCCUCAUGGCCUACAUCCCGCCCAAUCCCCCACAAAACUACCUCUCCUUCAUCCUGCGAGAAAUGGGCUUCUCGACAUUCCACGCCAACCUUCUCACCAUCCCCUCCCAAUUCCUCUUCGGCAUCAAUCUCCUCCUCAUCUCCCACCUCUCCGAACGGCUCAACGAGCGUGCCCUCAUCUCCUCCCUCUCCAACAUCUGGAUCCUCCCCUGGCUCGCCGCGCUCGUCGCCCUCGGCAGCUCCGCAUCCUCAUGGACACGCUACACUCUCCUCACCGGCCUCCUCUCCUACCCGUACUGCCACGCAAUUCUCGUUUCCUGGAACAGCCGCAAUUCGAAUUCGGUCCGCACGCGAGCCGUCUCCGCCGCGCUGUACAACAUGUUUGUGCAAACGGGCAAUAUCAUCGGCGUCAACGUUUAUCGCGAACACGACCGACCGUAUUAUCUCCGUGGCAAUCGCAUUCUCUUGGGCAUCUGCUGCGCGAAUAUACUUAUACUUGUACUAGUGAAGUAUUAUUAUAUUCGGAAGAAUGCGAGAAGAGAGGCGGCGUGGAAGAAAUUGACGGGCGAGGAACGAGUGGAGUAUGUGCAGAGUUCGAAGGAUGAGGGUGCGAAGCGGUUGGAUUUUCGGUUUACGCAUUGA
Sphaerulina musiva SO2202 is the source of this 1635-nucleotide messenger RNA. Its product is annotated as MFS transporter. The record is from RefSeq and is a predicted model, not a curated record. Gene Ontology annotation, molecular function: transmembrane transporter activity. The coding region runs from base 1 to 1635 and encodes 544 amino acids. Gene Ontology annotation, cellular component: membrane. The transcript has 2 exons. Gene Ontology annotation, biological process: transmembrane transport. Lineage: Eukaryota; Fungi; Ascomycota; Dothideomycetes; Mycosphaerellales; Mycosphaerellaceae.